Molecule: messenger RNA, 2784 nt
Organism: Musa acuminata AAA Group (dessert banana)
Lineage: Eukaryota; Viridiplantae; Streptophyta; Magnoliopsida; Zingiberales; Musaceae
Product: LRR receptor-like serine/threonine-protein kinase GSO1
Exons: 4
Coding region: 336-2369 (677 amino acids)
Biological process (GO): protein phosphorylation
Molecular function (GO): ATP binding; protein kinase activity; protein binding
Source: RefSeq, a predicted model, not a curated record
UUGUCCUUUUCCGCUGUGGCUGCUCCCACUCCUCUCCCUAACCAAGGCAGCGAGCUUUGACUCCUUUCUCUCCUUUUCAUCGCUCCCACACCUGUGAAGAGAUCGAGUUUUGGAGAUACAAUAUAGAGAAAGAUCCUGGCUUUCUUCCCUUCUAUCCUGGCUUAGGUGUUGCGACGAUAAAAAUCAAAACUUGGGGGUGAGAGAGCAGAGAAAUCUGCAGCCUUUCUUCCUUUUCCUGUAUUUUCGACUCCAAAGGCCUCAAAAAAACCGGAUUUUGGAGAGAGAUAUAUAGCGAAGCCACCAAGUCUCCGGUCUUUUCCGGUGGUUCUAGGCCAAUGGCGUUAGUUCCUGUGUUCAGGUUCGUUCUCUUGUUUCUUCUCGCUGUGGAGCUCGAGCUCUCAUGGGGUAACCCGGAGGUGAGGGCGCUGAUGGAGGUGAAGGCGGCUCUGGAUCCGGAGGACCGGAUCCUCUCAUCAUGGACCAGCGAAGGGGACCCGUGCCGAGGAAACUUCGAGGGAGUGGCCUGCAAUGAGCACGGGAAGGUGGCGAACAUAUCGCUGCAAGGGAAGGGGCUCACGGGCUCCAUCUCGCCGGCGGUUGCGGGCCUCAAGUGCCUCUCCGGGCUAUACCUGCACUACAAUGCCAUCACCGGGAAGAUACCGAGAGAAAUCGCCAACCUCACCGAGCUGUCCGACCUCUACCUCAACGUGAACAAUCUCUCCGGAAGCAUUCCCGUGGAGGUUGGGACCAUGACGAGCCUCCAAGUCUUGCAGCUGUGCUACAACCAGCUCACCGGGAGUAUACCGACCCAGUUGGGGCGUUUGAAGAAGCUUAGUGUUCUUGCUCUGCAAUCCAAUCAAUUAAGUGGCGCUAUCCCCGCGAGCUUGGGAGACCUAACCCAGUUGACGCGAUUGGACUUGAGCUUUAAUCGGCUAUUUGGUUCAAUACCUGUCAAGCUAGCUCAGAUCCCUCAGUUGACCGUGCUUGAUGUUCGAAAUAACUCUCUUUCCGGCAAUGUCCCAUCUGGUUUAAGGCGGCUGAGUGGAGGAUUCCAUUAUGGAAACAAUAAAGGUCUUUGUGGAGUUGGAUUUGCUUCGCUUGGAGUUUGUGAUUCUGAUGAUCCCCUCAUGCCGAAUAAACCUGAACCCUUCGGGCCUGAUUCUCGUGGAUUCAGGCCGCAACAGAUUCCUGAGUCGGCUAACUUGAACUCAAAUUGCAAUGCCUCUCGCUGCUUGAACUCCCCGAAGUCCUUCAGUGGAACUGUCAUUGUCGGAAUAGUUGUGGUUGCAGUUGGUGUGAUGGUCUGUGGGCUAUUUGCCUUUGUGUGGUACCGUCGCAGGAAGCAAAAGAUUGGCAGUGCCCUUGAGGUUUCAAACAGUCGGUGUAGCACUGACCAGCCAAAGGAAAUGUUUCGGAAGAGUGCCUCCCCACUCAUCAGCCUCGAGUACUCCAAUGGAUGGGAUCCUUUGGCUGACGGUAGGAGUGGUGUUGGGUUCUCUCAGGAGGUCUCCCGGAGCUUUAGGUUCAAUCUGGAGGAGGUGGAGUGCGCGACUCAGUACUUUUCAGAGGUUAAUUUGCUCGGGAAGAGCAAUUUCGCUGCAACUUAUAAGGGCAUCUUGCGAGAUGGGAGCAUUGUUGCUAUUAAAAGCAUCAACAAGACAAGCUGCAAAACCGAGGAGGCUGAAUUCUUGAAAGGUCUGAAAUUGCUCACACUUCUGCAUCACGAAAAUCUCAUAGCUCUGAGAGGGUUCUGCUGCUCAAGGGGAAGGGGAGAGUGCUUCCUCGUCUAUGAUUUUGUCACAAACGGGAGCUUAUUGCAGUAUCUCGAUGUGAAGGACAAUGCCCAAAGAGUUCUUGACUGGCCUACAAGAGUUUCCAUCAUCAAAGGCAUUGCAAAAGGCAUCCAUUAUUUACACAGUAGCAGACCGAACAAACCCUCGAUCGUCCACCAAAACAUAUCAGCUGAAAAAAUCCUUAUCGAUCAGCAUUUCGCCCCUCGGCUCUCCGGCUCUGGUCUGCACAAACUUCUUGCUGAUGAUGUCGUCUUCUCAACCCUCAAAGCCAGUGCUGCAAUGGGUUAUCUGGCCCCUGAGUACACCACAGUCGGACGGUUCACCGAGAAAAGCGAUGUCUACUCGUUUGGAGUUGUCAUCUUCCAAAUCCUCACAGGAAAGACAAACGUAACUCAGUUGCGACCAGGUCCAGAUUCCAUCAAGCUAGAAGACACCCUCGAUGAGAAUCUUCACGGUAAUUUCUCCAAACCAGAGGCCGCGAAGCUGGUGGGGAUCGCGAUGAUUUGUAUGAGUGAGAUGGCGAACCAGAGGCCGACGAUGGAGACGGUGCUUCAACAACUGAGCAUCAGCUGCUGAUUUCUGUGGACUGUAGUCAUUGUUUCCUCUUUCCAACAUACUGCACUUUCAGUUCUGGGAAUGUUUAGUGCAAGAUGAUGGGAAGACUCCUGUGACCAUUGCUAACCACUGAUCAAGAAAAAUAGACAUGUCCUCGAUCAAAGACCUCUGCCUGCUGGGGUAACCAAGUCAUGUGGCAUACUCUUAUUGCUACUCCUUGAUCCGUGUAUGUAAUCUUUGUCGACUGAUGCAGCUGUAGAAACCUUGUGGCUUAAUUCUGCUUUGUCAAUGUACUAACUCUGUCUUGUUUCCUUUCUACCAAAAAAAGGAAAAAGUUCUAUCUGUCCUUGGAAGUAUUUUGGCCUGUCUUCAAAUUGUAUGGAAACUAAAAUUCUUGAUAGUUCAUCUUCCCAGAUAAGCAAUCAGGCUUUUAUCA